Molecule: messenger RNA, 2190 nt
Organism: Ascochyta rabiei
Lineage: Eukaryota; Fungi; Ascomycota; Dothideomycetes; Pleosporales; Didymellaceae
Product: actin-like protein arp8
Exons: 3
Coding region: 1-2190 (729 amino acids)
Biological process (GO): double-strand break repair; regulation of DNA-templated transcription
Cellular component (GO): Ino80 complex
Source: RefSeq, a predicted model, not a curated record
AUGGUGGGCAAGAAGUCGGGCAGAGCGCAGCUGAGGCAGGAAGGCCUCGAGCGGACCGACAACAACAUGGACCUCUCGUCGUGGCCCCAGGUGGGCAUGAUCAACCAGAAGAACUACUACACCGAGUUCCUCAAGCGCGACGAGCAGUUCCUUGCCGUGCGCUACCCCAAGGACGAAGAGCGCGCCCGCCUCGUCCAAGAAGCCCGCGACAAGGACCGCGCCCGCGCCCUGGGCGUGCCCCAAGCUGCAGAGGGCGCCACUCCGCUCGCCGACGACGCCGCCGAUGAGGUCGACGCCUCGCUGGACGCUGCCAGGACCGACAUCUCCAAGCUCAUCGUCAUCCAUCCCGGCAGCCAGAACCUCCGCAUAGGCCUCGGCUCCGAUGCCCUCCCCAAGACGAUACCCAUGGUCAUUGCCCGCAGGUGGCACGAGUGCGAGUGCGAGGAGGACGGCGGCGAACCCAGCCCCAAGCGCAUCAAGGUCGAGGGCGCCGUGCCCGCCGACGCCCUCCCUGAGAAGUGGUUCGGCGAAGACUUUGCCGACCAGUACAUGGCCAUGUCGUCAGAGCUGCGCACCAGAAUGCGCUCCAACAAGCGCAGAGUGCUGCCCAACUCAAAGGAUCUCGUCACCAACUACAACCGCCGCACGCCUCCAGACGUCAUCUCCGAGCACAACGACAUCAACCGCAUCGACUUCACCGAGAUCCCACAAAACCCCGGCAAGGCACCGCACUUCUACACGGGCAACGAAGCCCUACGCAUACCCGAGCGUUCGAACCCACGCUACAAGCUGUUCUGGCCGCUGCGGCAGGGCACCUUCAACGAAAGAGAGUAUGUCGACCGCAACCAGAUCUACCACGACAUCUCCAAGAUCUACGAAGAGGCCUUCAGGAAACAGCUGGGCAUCACCAGGAUGAAGGACCUGGUCAACUACAAGUGCGUACUCAUCAUACCGGAUCUGUAUGAGCGCACCUACGUGACCAUGAUGCUCGACAUUCUGAUACGGGACCUCGGCAUUGGCAAAGUCUGUCUGCAACAGGAGAGCUUGUCCAACUCGUUUGGAGCCGGAUCUGGCACAAUGUGUGUAGUCGACAUUGGCGCGCAGAAGACGUCCAUCUGCUGCGUCGACGAGGGUCUCUGUGUCGAGGAGUCUCGCGUCAACCUGAAGAUUGGUGGGGCGGAUAUCACAGAAACCUUCAUCAAGAUGAUGCUGUACGGCCACUUCCCAUACUCCGACAUCAACUUGAAGAGACGCUACGACUUCCUACUUGCCGAAGAGCUGAAGCAGAAGUUUUGUUCCAUGGACGAGGGCUCGGUCACAGUGCAGACAUGGGACUUCCACCUACGAGCUUCGGGCCAGGACACACGAAAGUACAUGUUCAAGACAUAUGACGAGACUAUGCUCUCCGUUAUGGGCCUCUUGAAGCCUUCUAUAUUCGACAACUCGCGGAAGCUAGAGGGCCGCAGGACAGUCGUUCCUCGCUCCGUCGAUCUCUACGACAGUUCUCCCAAUGACCCCAUCUCAGCAGCUCAACUUGUCGUCCUCGAGCUUGCAGCUGGUAGAUCAGCCUCAGCAGCCAUCAAUGGCACUCAAGAACCCACCAUUGCUGCAACCCCCCAAAAACUUCCGCCCUUUAGCCUCCUCGGCUGCCUCAACGACAACGAAGGCACUCCUCGCUCCUCUGUCGCAGGCUCCCCCGGCCCGGAGGGGACAGGCACACCCAACCCAGACCGCGACACACCCAUGGGUGACACAGAUGCGCCCGCAGCCGGCCUCAUCUUCCGCGACCCCGUCCUAGAGAAAGUGAAGAUCGCCGAAGAGCGCGACAAGAUCGUACCCAUCAUCCCGCUGGACCACGCGAUCCUCGAGUCUCUCGCACAAGGCGCACGCGGCGACGACCGCAAACUGCGCGACUUCUUCGGCGGCAUCGUGCUCGUGGGCGGCGCAUCCAAGACGCCCGGCCUGCGCGAGUUUGUCGAGCAGCGCCUCCGCGAACUGCGUCCGGGCUACAACAAGGAAAUCCUCCUCGCGCCCCCGCCCCGCGAUCUCGACCCCCAGGUCAUUGCCUGGAAGGGCGGUAGCGUGUUUGGACGGCUGUCUAGCCAUGGCAAUGAUAGCUGGAUCAGCAAGUACGAGUACGACAUCCUGGGCAGCAGGCUGUUGAAUAACAAGUGCAUGUUUGCUUGGUAG